Erpetoichthys calabaricus (reedfish) is the source of this 2437-nucleotide messenger RNA. RefSeq names its product transmembrane 4 L6 family member 1-like. Lineage: Eukaryota; Metazoa; Chordata; Cladistia; Polypteriformes; Polypteridae. The transcript is spliced from 5 exons. Gene Ontology annotation, cellular component: membrane. Bases 11 to 703 code for a protein of 230 amino acids. The record is from RefSeq and is a predicted model, not a curated record.
GCUGCUGCAGAUGGAUAUCUUGUCCCGCACCCACUGUCUUGGUGCCAGUCUCAUUUUUCUGGGAUUGAUCUGCAUCUUCGCCAACAUCCUCUUGAUAUUUCCAAACUUUGAGUACCAGUUUCUGCUGCAGAGGAAAGUUUCCUUAUAUGCUUUGAUGAUGAGCGGACUUUGGGGAGGAGGUGUUUUGGUGUUUAUUGCUGCAAGGCAGUUCUUGACCAAACACUCAAAACCUGGCUUCUGGAGAGUUCGCUCAACAAUGCUGUGCUCAAUCCCAUAUUCUGCACUAGGGCUACUUGGCUCAGGUAUCUGCUUUGUCGUGAAUUUCACUGGACUGGCAAAAGGACCCUUUUGCCAAUACUUAAACUGCGAUCAAGAACCAAGCUGGGGAUAUCCUCUGCAAGCAAGAAGUGCAAGUGAAGAACAUUAUAUCUACAACAGCACGCAGUGGUAUACCGUGUGCAAGGAGCCACGCAAUGUGGUUGUCUGGAAUAUAUUCCUCUUUUCCAUCAUACUGUUGGCUAAUAUACUCCAGGCUCUGCUGUGUGUUAUUCAGAUCAUCAAUGGAGUGGCUGGUGUCUUUUUUGGCACUGGCAACAGACACAAUAAGAGAAGAGGAAAGCAAGUGACCACAAGACAUAGAUCUGCAAAAUCCAUGAAGAAUCCAUACCUAACAAGACUUCCCAAACACACGUCACUAAUUUAAUGAGCAAGGACAUGAGUCAGACAGGUUCCACAGAAGAAAUAGCCAGACAGAUCAAAUCUGCUGGUAGUAUUAUGGGUGACUGUGUUCACCAAGUAAAAGGAAACAGAACACCUAGUUGAUUUCCCAAGCCUUUUGUGGUGACUCUACACGACUGUUGUUAUUAACAGCAGGCAUUUCAUGUCCAAUCAGGAGGACUGACCUACCAUGAAGAACAGGCAGGCCUACCAUAGGAAACAUCAUUCAACAACUGGCUCAAAAGGCUCAGCAAAUUCAAUCCUGCCACACCAGGCAAUUGCUGAUGAUCCAAUGUUUCCAUUUACUACAACAUAUUCCAAUGUUUCCCCAUCCCAUAAAAGGUGCCCUCCUGCUGAAGUGAAGUGCAAACAUUUCUUAUGUACCAUCACUGGCAUAAUGUGAUUGUGUCAGUUGUUCAAUACCUUAAGUUAUGGCCUGGAAAAACUAAUUAGGACAUGGAAUUCAGAUUUUGGAAUAUGGUUAUGAAGUGGAUGGCCAGAGGAUAAUUCAGAUGAACAAGAACGGAAAUGCCUGUGUGCAGUAUAUCUGUCCAGUACUCCAAUUGUCCAUCCAGAGACAAGAAUGCAACACAAUAGAGGAUAUGGCAGGCCUCAUUGAUCACUAUCAAUGUGUCCUAGAAGUUCCUGUAUCAGAAAUAGCAAGAUCCAAGAGAACUGGGAUCUAGAUGAAGGAUGCUCAACUAGAGAUUCAGCAGCGUGGAUCAGCAAUUCAGUAUUUCAAUCAUGAGAGAUGGCUGGCCACUGUGCACUUAGCCAGGAUAUUGCUGGCCAGUGGUCAGUAUCACAUUUCUAAUGUAGACUUGCUUGUCUGAUUGAACUUCUUUGCUCUGGGUUUUCGUGUGCCUACUGUACUUCUCCUCCAGGUCUGUGUGAGCAGAGAACACUUUUGAUCCUUUACAGGCCUCUUUUACAAGGCAGUUGGGAUGACAUGAAUGGUGGAGUGGGGGCGCCAUGGGGAAGGUGUUUUUUCCCCCUGUUUUUUCAUGUUUGUAAUGUUUUAUUUAUAUUGAUGUAUCUUAUUUAAAUUUAUUUCAAAAUUAAUAAUAUAAGAAACAUGGCAGCAGCAACAUGAGAUAAGAAGACCUUUCUAUAAGUUAAGUGCUACUGAUUUUAAGAAUCUGACACUUUUUUUUUUAAAUUUAACUAUAUUUUGGGUUUUUGGGGUCAGAGGGUCUCUGCUCUUAUAUGUGAGUGAUAGUUACUAGGAAAUGUUUAGACACAGCUCUGAUGACAGCAUCAGUGUGUUUACAGAAACUGCCAUGAUUUAUUUGGAAUCUCGUUGAUGAAAUUCACUGAGCUGGCAUGAAUGUAAAACCCAUCGUGGUGAAUACCAACACCCCGGUGGGUGUCAAACUUAAUAAUUUCUACACAUGCUUUGACAUAAAUGGCGCUAGCACCAUCCACUGGUACACCAUUUCUAAGUCAGGAGCUCUAUACAAAGAAGAAACAGCACUCACACAACAUAAGGAGAGCUUUUAAUAAAGUGAAACACCAGGAAGGUCCACAUGGCAUUCCAAAAUGUGUUUUUAAGUUCUGUGAUGAUCAGCUUGCACUGUUGUUUAUGGUAAUAUUUAAUCUCUCCUUAAGCUAGUCUGUCACACCAAUAUGCUUUAAAAGAUCUAUGGCUAGUCAUAACAGACAAACAGUAUGCUCUUUACCACUGAAGAACUGGAACUUUUACAGUUUAUAUAUCACUCAA